Molecule: messenger RNA, 1191 nt
Organism: Aspergillus nidulans FGSC A4
Lineage: Eukaryota; Fungi; Ascomycota; Eurotiomycetes; Eurotiales; Aspergillaceae
Exons: 2
Coding region: 1-1191 (396 amino acids)
Source: RefSeq, a predicted model, not a curated record
AUGGCGCGACUGUUGAACCGCUGGCACUUGCCUGCACUUGUCAGGCGCCACUAUUCAUCUCGAUUCCAAUCUUUGCGCAUUGAGAAAACCCAGUCGCCCAAACCCCUGCCCGACUCGACCGAGUUACAAUUUGGGCGGUCUUUCACUGGCAAGUAUCCCUCACAGACCCGAAACCACAUCCUCAAACUCGAAUGGACCACAACCCAAGGCUGGAGCGAUGCGCAAAUCACUCCCUACGAUAACCUGCGGCUCGACCCCGCCUCAUGCGUCCUCCAUUACGCAUUCACCUGCUUCGAGGGCAUGAAAGCGUAUAAAGACCCGCAUGGCAACGCGCGGCUAUUCAGGCCUGAGGAGAACCUGGCGCGGCUCAACAGAUCCGCAGCUAGACUCGCUCUUCCGACAUUCGAAGAAUCCGGCGUACUGGAGUUUCUAGCAAAAUAUGUUGAUCUCGAAAAGAGAUUCAUCCCGCACUUACCUGGUCACUCCCUGUACUUGCGCCCGACGUUGCUAGGCACCGAUGCGAGUAUUAGUGUUUCGCGGCCCCGGAGCGCACUGUUGUUUGUUAUUGCCAGUCCAAUGGGCGAUUACUUUGCCAACGGGAUGAAGGCCGUCACGUUGCAGGCGACGCGGUCGCCAGUACGCGCGUGGCCAGGUGGUGUGGGGGAGUUCAAGGUCGGCGGGAACUACGCGCCGAGUAUUGUGCCGCAGGAAGAGGCCGCGGAGGCAGGGAGCCAGCAGAAUCUGUGGCUGUUGGCUGAUCGUGAGAGUGGCGAGGAAUUUGUGACCGAGGCUGGCACUAUGAAUCUUUUUGUAGUCUGGGUGAGUUCUUCCACGGGGAAGAAAGAACUGGUGACGCCGCCACUGGAUGGGACGAUCCUGCCUGGGGUGACUCGAAUGUCAAUCUUGGAGCUCGCGAGGGAGAGGCUUGAAGGGGACAGGUCUGGUAUUGAGGUGGUAGAGAGGAGGAUCACCAUGCGAGAGUUGGCGGCUGCCUCGAAGGAGGGCCGCCUGUUGGAGGUGUUUGGUGCAGGGACGGCGGUGGUGGUGUCGCCGGUGAGGUCGAUUCGUUGGGGAGACCAGUGUAUUUCCUGCGGUCUACGAGAUGGAGAAGAAGCUGGCCCGAUGAGUCUGCAGAUGAAAACGUGGCUUGAGGAGGUGCAGUAUGGCCUGGUUGAGCAUCCUUGGAGGUGA